AUGGGCGAGUGUGCGUGGGGUGCGGUGUUGCGGGUGGUGGCGGUGCAGGCGGCGUGGGCGCUGUGCUGGGGGCAGGUGCGGUACUCGGUGCCGGAGGAAGCCAAGGCCGGGACGGUGGUGGGCCGUGUGGCGCAGGACCUGGGUGUGGAGGCGGGCGAGGCGGAGGCGCGGCGGCUGCGGCUGGUGCCUGGGGGCCGGCGGGCGAGCGUGGAGGUGAGCGGGGCGAGCGGGGCGCUGGUGGUGAGCUCGCGGCUGGACCGGGAGGAGCUGUGCGGCAAGAGCGCGCCGUGCGCGCUGCGGCUGGAGGUGCUGCUGGAGCGGCCGCUGCGCGUCUUCCACGUGGAGCUGGAGGUCACCGACAUUAAUGACAAUGCCCCCAUCUUCCCCGCCGCCCGAAAAAACAUCAGCAUCGCGGAAUUGUCUGUCCUGGGAUCUCGUUUCCCACUGGAGGGCGCGUCUGAUGCGGAUAUCGGAGCGAACGCGCAGCUCUCCUACACACUCAGCCCCAGCGAGCAUUUCAGAGUAGAAGAAGAAAACAGUAACUCGCGCAGUAAGUCCCUGUUUCUGGUACUCACGAAAUCUUUGGACCGGGAGACGAUGCCUGUGCACCGGUUGUUGCUGACGGCGAGUGACGGGGGCCGGCCGUCUCUGACAGGGACGAUGGAACUUUUGGUCUCAGUUCUGGACGCAAACGACAACGCGCCCCAGUUCAACCAGUCCGUGUAUAAUGUACAUUUGCCCGAGGACGCAUUAGAGUGGACGCUGGUGGCACGGGUGAACGCCACAGAUCCAGACGAGGGAAGUAAUAAAGAAGUGAAAUAUGAAAUCGAUACUGUUGUUCCUUCCUCUGCCUCAGAUAUUUUCAGAAUUGAUGCAGAUACUGGAGAAAUCAGACUAACCGGAGUCCUGGACUUUGAGACAGUUACUUUAUACGAUGUACACGUUAAAGCAACAGACAGGGGGACACCACCGCUGUCGGGUCACUGCAAGGUGGUGCUGGAGGUGCUGGACGUGAACGACAACGCGCCGGAGGUGCGGGUGACGUCGCUGUCGGUGCCGGUGGCCGAGGACGCGUCGCUGGGGACGGUGGUGGCCCUGCUGAGCGUGUGGGACCGGGACUCGGGGUCGAACGGUCGCGUGCGGUGCUGGGUGUGGCCGUCGGGUCCGUUCGUUCUGGAGGCGACGUUGUCGGGGUCGUACUCGCUGGUGCUGCGGGAGUUGCUGGACCGGGAGCGGGUGUCGGAGUACGAGGUGGAGGUGCGUGCGGAGGACGGCGGUUCUCCGCCGCUGGGCGGCCGCGUUGGGCUGCGUGUGCCGGUGUCGGACGUGAACGACAACGCGCCGUCGUUCGCGCAGGCGGUGUACACGGUGCUGGCGCGGGAGAACAACUUGGCGGGCGCGGAGCUGGCGCGGCUGUGGGCGCGGGACCCGGACGAGGCGGGCAACGGGCGCGUGAGCUACUCGUUGUGGGAGGGCGCGUUGGGCGGGGGGUCGGGACCGUGGUGGUCGGGGACGUCGGGGUCGGUGGGGGGUGUUGCGGCGUCGAGCUACGUGUCGGUGGAGGCGGAGAGCGGCGUGUUGCGGGCGCUGCGGCCGCUGGACUACGAGGAGGUGCAGGUGCUGCAGUUCGAGGUGCGUGCGGUGGACGCGGGGGAGCCGUCGCUGUGCGGCAACGCGACGGUGCAGCUGUUCGUGCUGGACGAGAACGACAACGCGCCGGCGCUGCUGCCGGCGGCGGGCGGCGGGUCGGAGGCCGGGGCGGUGUCGGGGGAGGCGGGGACGCUGUGGGCGUGGGCGUCGUGGGGUUCUCCGUCGGGUCAGGUGGUGGCGAAGAUCCGGGCGGUGGACGCGGACUCGGGCUACAACGCGUGGCUGCGCUACGAGCUGUGGGAGCCGCGGGGCAAGAGCGCCUUGUUCCGCGUGGGGCUGUACAGCGGCGAGGUGAGCACGGCGCGGGCGCUGGAGGAGGCGGACGGGCCGCGGCAGAGGCUGGUGAUCGUGGUGCGGGACCACGGCGAGCCGGCGCGCUCGGCCACGGCGACGCUGAGCGUGUCGCUGGUGGAGGGCGGCGAGGCGGCGCUGGCGGCGGCGGCGGGCUCGUCGUCGCUGCUGCCGCGCUCGUUGGCGGGCGGCGAGAGCGGCUCUGGGCCGGCGGCGGCGGCGGCGACGAACGUGUGGCUGGUGGUGGCGAUCUGCGGCGUGUCGAGCCUGUUCCUGCUGGCCGUGGUGCUGUACGGGGCGUCGCGCUGGGCGCCGCGGGCGGCCGUGCUGUCGGGGCCCGGGCCCACGACGCUGGUGUGCGCCAGCGAAGUGGGCAGCUGGUCGUACUCGCAGCGCCACAGCCGGAGCCUGUGCGUGGCGGACGGCGCGGCCAAGAGCGACCUGAUGGUUUUCAGCCCCAACUUCCCGCCGCCGCCCGGCGCCGCGGCCAAGGACACGCAGCCGGAGCCUCCCUCUCUCCUCGACACGGUCAGUGGCCCUCCCUCUGUCUCCUUCCUUUCCCGGAGAACUCUCCUCUCUUCCGUCCCCUCUUCUCUGCCCCCUGCGCCCGUGCUAUUGAGAGUCUGGCCCCACCUGCCCUACCUGAGGGCCGUGGUUGCUUAUGGAUAUUAAUGGGACUUGUCUACGUGCCGCCUGGUCCUUUCUUGAGAACCCUGGCUCUUGGUGUGUGUGUCUGGUGAAAUUACGGUACCCUGGAGCUGAGAUUUCCUGCAGUGGGCCAGAGUUGUGUCCUAGAAUGCACUGCCUGUUUUGAUGAGAGCUGCUCUGAGUUGUCAGCUUUGUAGGUAAUGCUCUUGUUUGCUGUUGUGUAGGGUUUUGAUGUGAGCUUGAUGAGAAAUACAAGACAGGGAAGCUGUGGUGGUGACAGUCUCCGAGUCACUCUUUAUUGUCCUAUUGCCUUUGUUGACGGUGUUGGGAUAAGGUCUGGAUUAUUAUCAAAAACUGUCCUCUUCCAUUCAUUCCCCUUGCAAGAGAUGUGAUGCAAAGUUACCUUUGAGACUUCAAAUUUUUGGCUCCCUGUGGAAAAAACAAUUGUGCAUUUAGUUUUUGUAAUCAGACUCAUUAAAAAAGUAGGAAAGGCAGUACAGACUUUUACUAUCGUCUUUUUCUACGUAUCUUUUUGCUCUACUUAUUACCCGUUCAGGCAGAGGAAUGUGACCCAAGGUAAGUGUUAGAAUUCACAGUUUUCUUGGUAUUGUCCUGCUCUGCCUCUCUGUUGUGAAUUUGCAUUCCUGGCCAGAGAAAUGGUACGAAAUAUAGUAGUCUCUUUUGG
Messenger RNA from Pseudopipra pipra, 3274 nucleotides. Its product is annotated as protocadherin alpha-2-like. Gene Ontology annotation, molecular function: calcium ion binding. The record is from RefSeq and is a predicted model, not a curated record. Gene Ontology annotation, biological process: homophilic cell-cell adhesion. The transcript has a single exon. Lineage: Eukaryota; Metazoa; Chordata; Aves; Passeriformes; Pipridae. The coding region runs from base 1 to 2613 and encodes 870 amino acids. Gene Ontology annotation, cellular component: plasma membrane.